UGUGCUCACUCUGCCUCUUUGCCAUGCGCGAGGCAUACACAUGUAAAUUUAAUCUGGGAGGGAUGGGAGACUGAAUGAGAGGUUGCCCUCUGAUUGACACACAGAUCUGCUGAGUAUUCACACAACCAGGACAGCUGUUGCUGGGAACUUAUUGUAAAGGAACAGAAUUUUACCUCCUGGAAUAGUUCAUAUCCUCCUGCCUCUGUCUCUUUGUGCUGAUGUCUCCAGUCUCAGAUCUUUGCAGCGCGAGGUGUUAUCUGUAGCACUGAGCUCCAGAUUAAAAGGAAAUUGCAGGACGACUAAAUCUGUCUGUCAGCCUCUGAUUCCUACAGAAAGCGUAAGUGAUACAGACGGAUGAGUCGAGGAUAAGCCAGUCGGGACUGCAAAGGAAGAUUCAUUAAACUGCUUCACUCUUCAUGGGACGCUGUACUUUUUUUUUGGAGGGUGCAUCUUCGUCUGUUUUUGUGUCUGUGCCGAGACCGGGACGGUGUUCAUGUGCCUGCAGUCUACAGCGGCCGGGUGUUGUUUUCUGAAGAAGACAGAGCACACAGGCUGAGGAAGUGUUGAAGCAGGACACCCUCUGUAGGAGACAGCUCUCCUCGCUCCUCUCCUUUUCUCUUUUCUCUGCAGACAUAACUGCCCACCCUGACACUGACAGCUGGGGGUGUUGGUGUGCUCUGUGCACAGAUAGCUUGACCUGACCAAGAGACUGUCCAGACGUCUUGUCGAGGCAUCUUGUCGUACAGACUGACCCACCACAAGCUCUAACCAGAGCACCUUAAGCCAUUCCAGGUGGCUCCCAGUCCCAGCCAGGAUGCAGGUGUCGUUAGUGUGUACGGAUCACAAUCGUGGAGGGGUGAGCCGCAGUACAGAGGAACGGCUCAACCACCGCCAGAAUGCCAACAGCCCCAACACAGGCACCCGCAGCAAGUUCAGGGCUGUGGCCAUGGUGGCCCGUAGCCUUGGACAGGUCACUGUCCAGAGCCAGCCCACGUCCAGCGACCAGAGCAUACGCACCGGCAUGAAGUAUAGAAACCUUGGGAAGUCUGGCCUGAGGGUGUCCUGCCUUGGACUAGGAACAUGGGUGACGUUCGGAGGGCAGAUAACAGAUGAGAUGGCGGAGCAGCUGUUGUGUCUGGCCUACGAGAACGGCAUCAAUCUGUUUGACACAGCAGAGGUCUACGCCGCAGGGAAGGCUGAGGUUGUGCUGGGGAACGUCAUAAAGAAGAAAGGAUGGAGACGUUCCAGUCUGGUGAUCACAACAAAGAUCUUCUGGGGUGGAAAAGCAGAGACUGAAAGAGGGUUGUCCCGAAAACACAUUAUAGAAGGUUUAAAGGCCUCACUGGAGAGACUGCAGCUAGAGUAUGUGGACGUGGUGUUUGCAAACAGACCGGACCCCAACACUCCCAUGGAAGGGAUAGCUGAGACGGUGCGGGCGAUGACCCACGUGAUCAACCAGGGCAUGGCCAUGUACUGGGGCACGUCCCGCUGGAGCCCUAUGGAGAUCAUGGAGGCGUACUCUGUGGCGCGGCAGUUCAACCAGAUCCCUCCCAUCUGUGAGCAGGCAGAGUAUCACAUGUUCCAGAGGGAGAAGGUGGAGGUGCAGCUGCCAGAGCUCUUCCAUAAGAUAGGUGUGGGGGCGAUGACAUGGUCACCGCUGGCCUGUGGGAUCAUCUCAGGGAAAUACGACAGUGGGGUACCACCUUACUCCCGCGCCUCUCUUAAGGGCUACCAGUGGUUGAAGGACAAGAUCUUGAGCGAAGAGGGCCGGCGUCAGCAGGCGAAGUUGAAAGAGCUGCAGGCAAUCGCAGAGCGGCUGGGCUGCACUCUGCCCCAGCUCGCCAUCGCGUGGUGCCUACGAAACGAAGGGGUGAGCUCUGUCUUAUUGGGGGCGUCCAGCACCGACCAGCUGAUGGAGAAUAUAGGAGCAAUACAGGUUCUUCCCAAACUAUCCUCCUCCAUCACGCACGAGGUAGAUAGCAUCCUGGGGAACAAGCCGUACAGUAAAAAGGACUACCGUUCCUAACGCUUCGCCACCGCGCCAGUCAGCCAGGGCUGCUCCAGGGCUGCUCCAGGGCUGCUCCAGGGCUGCUCCAGGGCUGCUCCAGGGCUGCUCCAGGACUGCUCCAGGACUGCUCCAGGACUGCAGCGCAGGUCCAUGCCCCACCUUUGCCUGAUCCUCUGUUUGCUUGAGCUUUACUGAAUGAGACCCCGGCGCAUGAGUCUGGCCCCACCUCGGCCACCCUGGGGAGCAUCAUUUAGACUUACAGUGAAAAGAAAAGGAUGAUAAAUAGAUACGUGACCUCCGCAAUGGAAGGAAGGAUAGGUAGAAAAAAUACAGAGAACAGGGGGUUAACUAGAUGAAUCCGUUAUACAUACAAUUCAGCCGAAGCUGCAGUUUAAAAACCGAAGAAAAUAUUAUUUCUAAAAAAUAAAAUAAAAAGCACACGCUUGCUUGGCAGACAGAUAUAAUUGUAUUUUUGGUGGAAUAAAAUCUAAAUACUGAAUGCUUACCAAUGGAAUUUAAGUUUAUACAAAUAUACAACAAAUACUCUGUUGCACAUGUAUAGCAACACAUUUGUUUUUUGGAGUUCUGUUUCCAAUUGCCUGUACAUGUCCAUAACAGUUUCUCUUAAACAUCUGUUUUAUUUGUGUGGUCUACAUAAUCUGUGUACUAGCCUCCUUGCAGGCAGAACAAUCAGCACUUUAGUAUUGUACAGUUCAGUCAUUGAGAGGUUGUUGAACAUUGUGAGAGGAUGAAAUAAUUAAACCGUCUCACAUAUGGUCAGUCAUUUCAGUGUAGAAUCAGAAUCUCCUCUCCUGUUUCAGUUUCCUAUCUGUUCCCCUCAGUCAAUCUGGUCUACACAGUGCAGGUUCUGCCAGGCAGACUAACCCCUAGUCUGAGUCCCACCUCUGAGCUGCAAUAACUGCACUAGCCAGGUGGAGCAGGGUGUAGGACUACCCCCUAGUGGAAGGAUUUAGCUCUGCUCUGCUUCUCUCGUGCGCCAGGUCUGUCAUCUGUCAAUAAGAACCUUGAGCAGGCUAGUUGAUUGCCAUAGAAAGGGUUCAUUACUGGCCAUGUAAAAUGAUGGCUGUAUCUGUAUUUACCUUUGUGUGGCAGUGUUUCUUUCUGAUGUUUUACUGUAACUGCAUCAGACGUAAUGGUCUUAAUUGUGCUACUCAGUCAGUUUUACAGACCUCUUUAUUAGUCAUUUUAGAGCAAAUUCUCAUGAAAAUGGCACAUUACCUAAAUUGUGCUCAAUGUGUGUGUGUUGCCUUAUUUAGGUUCAUUUUGAGCUGUGCUGGGCUGAGACAGCAGGCCCAUAGCUGCCAUUGGCAGUCAGGGCACAGACUGGUCUUGAGCCCCGUUUAUGCCUCGUUCGGAUAUAAAUCCUUUGUCCUGAUCUUGUCCACAUUCUGAUUGUGCCUACAUUUUCAGACCGGUGUAGAUGACUAAAAGACGCAUUGUGAUCUUCCUGAUCUAUUCCGGAGGUAGUGAGGCACGCAUUGUGUCUGGAUAUCUUACAAGACAGAUCUGGAAAGAGAAACCAUUUAAAUGAUCAUUAUUCUGCUUUUUAACAUAAUUGACUGGUGACAUUGACCUAUGGCAUCAAUAUGUGUUUUAAAAUGAAUACAUAUUAUUUUGAAAGAAUAACUGUCAAAUCAUUUGCAUGCAGGGAGGAACCAGGAAAUCUGAGGACACAGUAGACGGAUAUGAGACACAUUUUAAUACCAUGUUUAGAUCUAUUUCAGAAAAUGUGGACACAAUCAGAUCAUGGACAAGAUCAGCACAAAGGGAGCAAGUUAUGAACAAGGCUUGAGACAGUGGUCCCUGGUAUAUGGAAAGACUCAUUGGUUUUAGUGGCAGCUGUUCCUGCCCAAUCAGAGUGAAGACUGACGUGUGACAUAUGCGUGCGAGGCUUGCUAGGAAGAAAGGGCUGGUUUGAGUCAGCAGCUCAGGGAUUUGGAACAGGGAAUGUGUGUACUUGUUUGUAUACCUGGUUAGUAAGAUGUAUUUAAUGUGUACUGUACGUCUUUCCCGUGUGGAUGGGGACCUGUCCAAUCAAGACAUUUUCACGUGGCUUGAGCCAAAGAUAUUCCAACAUCUUUCAGCGACACAUCUAAGUGUCUUGUCGCUUGUUGGAAGAGUAUAGCGACCGACUUAAAAUGCAUACUAUCUAGCUUAUUAUCUAUGGACUCUCUUCAUGUGUACAGCAUAACCACUUGACCAUGCUGUUCUAUGCUUAUACCCACAUAUACGGUACACAUGCAUUGUACACUACUUAUGGAAUGAUCCGUUUAUUUUCAGUUGGCAGAUGAUAAUCAAUACAUUUUCAAUAAUCACAACCAUUGCACACUGAAGACAUCUGACGCUGCCCUGGAUCAGUAUUCACUCUCUAGCUGUUGGGUCCUCUUACUGUGAGACAAAGUGGAGAGCAUGUGAUGCAUACAUCCUCCAGCAUGAGCCCUCGUCCCCCAGCCUAUUGGGGAGUAUUCUGACAAGCAAGGGGCAUGCUUACAAGUGGAAAUAUAAGGAAUACUCGCUACCAUCUCAUUCUCAGAUUCAAUGAUUACAGUUGUAUAGUACUGUAGUGUCAGUGAGUAUGAUAAAAUGUAAUGGUGGGUGAGGUUUGGAUGCUUCUCAGGCAAAGUGAAGAGGUUUGUAUGCUUUGCUAGACCCUCUGGUCGGACAACAAAUACUUGGCAUAGUGGAAACAAAUGCUCCUUUUGUUUGUAGCAUCUAUGAGUUAAAUAUAAACUGUGUACAUUUGAUUUACUGUGUCUGGCAAUGUAUGUCUGAGUGAAUUAGUAGAAAAGGCCAAUGUGGUUUUCUCAAAAAAAUAGAACUCUGUUUAAUAUUUGUUCAUGAUUUUCUGUCUUAUUGUCUUCAGCAGGGAAAUUACUGAAAAAUAUUCAGCACAAAUGUUUAAUAAAUAAAAUAGCUCAAAGGCAUUGCCACAACGAUGAGUGUUUUCCAAGGAUGUAUUUUGGUGGUCUUUGUCACAAUAUCAAUUGAAUUUGACAUGUACAUGCACAGAGCUGUGCACUGAUUUGCCAGGUGAUAAUUGUAAUGGUGUUGAGUGACCACAGAGCUCAUCAAUUUUCUGGCUUGCUCCUUACUGGCAUAUUGGGCUAGGAAAGUAGUAUGAGUACUAGGAAAGCAGUAUGGAUUUUUAUUGCAGAAUUUGAUCUGAAUAUAGUAGUGUGUUUGACUUUAAACAGCAUUGAUACACCACACAUGAUGAACUACUGUCCGUAUAGGUUUGCUGCAUUGUGUCCACAGUAGAACUGGCAUUCCUUGGGCUGCUCCUACCAUCUCCUGGUCCAUUCAAGCCUUUCUAGGAGUACCUGCUUGUCACCCUUGGUGGUCUAGAACCUGUGUGUGUAAGUCAGGCUGUUUAGUGAGUAGACUCAUCAUUGCAGGGUUAGGGUCUCUGUGUUCCAGUGUGUUUUGAUCCCCUGUCCAGUGCCCCCUCCACACAGCCACUGUAACAUAUUAUAGUAUUGAUGUUACUAUCAGCUCAGACCGCUAUGACAUCAGACCUGCAGAUUAAUGACGCUCAUCUCACAGAAUGCUGUAUGUUAGAGAUCAUUUGUUUAUGUUCUGGCCUUUCUUUCACCGUGCUGCAUUUUCCUCUGUUAAUAUUACAUCAAUGUAAAGAUUGACAAAAAUAAGCAAUUUAUUUGUAUUGCGUAUGCAUUGUCUUAUCUCUUGUAUGUACAUAGUUUGACCUUUUUGUAUAUAGUUAUGGUUGUGAUCACCUCUGCCUUUUCAUUAUUUGUUCUUUUCAUUUGCGGGCAUUGCUAACUGCACUGUGCUUGAAUCUGAAUUUAGACAAAAUGUACAGGUUCGGUCUUUAAUAAAAUGACAAUGAAAAAAAUAUGAAUUUGAAAAACAA
Messenger RNA from Oncorhynchus tshawytscha (Chinook salmon), 5900 nucleotides. RefSeq names its product potassium voltage-gated channel subfamily A regulatory beta subunit 2a (gene kcnab2a). Gene Ontology annotation, cellular component: membrane; juxtaparanode region of axon; voltage-gated potassium channel complex. The record is from RefSeq and is a predicted model, not a curated record. NCBI's taxonomy places the organism in Eukaryota, Metazoa, Chordata, Actinopteri, Salmoniformes, Salmonidae. Gene Ontology annotation, biological process: regulation of action potential; regulation of potassium ion transmembrane transport; transmembrane transport. The transcript is spliced from 15 exons. Gene Ontology annotation, molecular function: transmembrane transporter binding; voltage-gated potassium channel activity; potassium channel regulator activity. Bases 815 to 2026 code for a protein of 403 amino acids.